AGACUCGUCGUCCGAUCGAUUUUCGCCUAAUGUGAGGAGGGGGGGGGCAUUAGCGUAGCGGGUCAUACUCGCUAAGCAGAGGUUAGGCUCCGGUUAUUUUUUUACGCCUUUUUUACUCGUUUUUACCGGGCUUUUCUAUUUUGUAUUGUGUAUUGCUGUGUCAAAACGAUACAAUACAAAGUAGAAAGUAGACACAUAUCCAGACAGAUUCACAGCAUGACAGACAUAAAUACAGGGUCUAACACUUCUGUGCUACUUGUCACCUAUAUGGCUUUCUUUUGAUGCACUGAUUGAUCAAAGAAUAUGAUUUGCAUUUACAGUGAUCACGAUGAUGCUAACAAUUUUCUUGGUGCCAACAAGGAGGUUGAAAGAGGCGACAGCACUGUUGAAGAUUGGCACUUCUAUGAAAAUAAGCUGCAUCCCAGAAACAAAUCAUACAUGUAAAGUUUUACAUGGAUAUGAAAUCAGCACAAACCUCAUUAUUCACAGGCACGACGUGUGGCGCUUGUCGUCGAUUCUGUCCCAAACUCCCUUCGGAUUUUCCCUGCGAAGAAAUUGAAAAGACACGCCGUAUUAACAACUGAAUUGCAGGUUUCAUCAAUAAACAUUGUUUUUACCAGGCAGAUGCCCUGACUGCCACUAAUUGUAACAGCUAAUUUGUUUGGUGGUAAUUGUAUAUUUGUUCCCCGAAACCGCCCAGAACAAUGCCGUCUAAUUAGAACCCCCUGUACGAUGGGAAUUAGAUGUUUACUCUGCAUAUUCGCUAAGCGUGUAUCUUGUUACAACACGAGAAAAAGGUGACCUCAAGUUACGAGGCUUAGAGACCACGUUAAGUAACGCACAAAACUUUAAAACUAGGACAUGUGUGUUAGAUUAGGAAAAGUUAACGGGCUGUAUUUUAAACUAUUUGGCACCGCGAGAGACUCGUUAGAAAAAUAGACACCAUCACCUUUUUACAAACAGUGUGUUCAGUUACAAGUAACUCGAAGAAAACGACCCGAUUAUCAAGAAAAUUUGCCUAAGCAGAAAUGUUCUAUUCCCAAAGCAAAUAAUCUUACCUUGAUGUAUUCACGGAACGCUCAAAAGUAAAAGGUCUUAUCGCUGAGUUUACAACACGUCUGAACUGCUAUGAACAAAUGGCAUAAUGUGAACUUGUGACAGUGAGGUGAAAGCCUACAGGGGCGAUUCACCGAUUCAGUCAGUACACAUAACAGUAUUCAUGAGCAAAAGUAGGUCUGUCACAAAAUUGUGCGUAGCAGUUUUUGCAAGAGCCAUGGAAAAUUUCUGUGCACGUCAAACAGUCGGAAACUGUGGUGAAUAGCAGAGAAAUACGUCUGUUUUGAGACUGUGUCACUUGGGUUGCGAUGUUUGUUUGACUGGUAGAAUUUCGCGCAUGAAUCGUGUUUUUGCUACUUCCGUGUGUCGGCUGCAGUAUGGGGAAGUCCGCUGGGGGUCAAGUUAAAGUGUCUUUAUGAGAAAAUGAGCAGGCAAACUCAUUUCAAACAUUUUGUAGAUUCUACCCUGACAUUCAACAUAUUCUAUUCUUGUCAAUACCUUUUGCACCCCGCUAUAAAUUUCGAGUCAUCGAACCUCCUCACUUCAGCGUCCUUCAUUAAGACUUACCGUUACACAGCCUCUGGUAAUGGGCGCUCACGAAGGCGUAAGUAAGUGUUGGAUAUACUCCCAGACAUUCCGCUGAUGACGGAUGCUAGCUGUUUUCUGCUUAUUCUCUCGAUAGGGACGCAAGUCUGAUGCUAUUUCAUUUCCAACGGCAGUCAGUAGUUGUUUUUUGUAUUGCCAAACGCUGCGUUCUGAGCUGGCAUUUACUGACUGCAUUUCAUUCGGCAUUUUGGAUAGAAUAGGGAGGGUUGUCAUGUCUAAUUAGUUUUGUUUGCUGAAUGAAAAAACUCCAGCUUUCAUUUAUUAACGUGCACGUGGCCAGUCCGCCGCCAAGGUGUCAAAGAGGAGGCGAGGAAUAAAGCCCAAGUUGACAUGAUGGUACAAGAUGACGUGCACCGGCAGCCCAAUCAGAAGAAAUCGUGUCUAUAUGAUAACAUCUCUCACCCAGCGUGCUCAGACAUUGCAAUGCUAAGGACGCUUUGACAAGCAACGAAGAUAUUCAUCAUGGCUUCUAGCUAUAGGUCACAAAGAAGGACGUCUCAUAUUAGGGACGUAGUUAACGGGAGACUAAAAACGCAAGUCCCUCUCCCACUGUUGCACGAAUGGUUGCAAUCAUGUAUCGAUUUUACCGGGAAUUGCGAAGAUUUUGUAACGACUUGCUCGCUUCAACAAUCUCACAAAAGUUAUUGUGAAAUACGUUCAGACGGCGACCUACAAAUGUCAGCAAUGAUAAGCAAAAAGCGGUUUGAAAGACAGCUUGCAUCCUCACUGCUAUCAAAAAACCGUCGCUACCAUGACGUUUUCGUGACCAAAAAGAAGCUUCAAGGAGGUGCAAGAGGCUACUGUGGCAUUCGGAUAACCAGACCCGGUAGAUGUGCACAUUCGAUCACGAAAGAGGAAAUGAUCAGUUAUUUACGUACAUCCCCUAUGGACAGGCCCUUGCCAUUUCGAUGUGUCCGAGUGGAGCGAGAUUUCAGAUCGGCAGGCAUGUGCGCAAUUGCAUCGAAAACUAUAACCAGAGGCAGCAUAGUCGCCGAAUACAGAGGUGAACGAAUUUCAGAUUCAGAAGCCCAGAGACGCCUGUCCUCCAUUCAAGACGGGGAACCCGCCAAGUUACUUUGGGUAUACACUAAAAGCGCUGCACCGAUGUGUGUAAUUGACGGAGAUUCGUCAGACUAUAAUCCGGCGGCACUAAUAAACCACAGCAGAAACAAUACCAAUCUUAAACUUACAACGGUUACAGGAGCUGAACCUGACCCCGCAGUUCUACUGAUAGCCAAACAAGACAUUUCCCAGGGGAUGGAAUUACUUUUUGACUACGGGACGAGACAUGGGGCUGAUUUCCUGCGACAAUCUCAGACCCUACAGCCGUGCCCGGCCUCCGACAAUCCGUCACCAGAACACAUCGGCUCUUGUCACAACUCACAUCUAAACGAAGAUAGUCCACUCUCCUCGUGUUCAGAACAUACAACAACUUCUUCGCCCAGCAUGGAAGGGGUGGAAAGCCCUUCUUUCUAGGCACACAGACAGUACCAUAGGCACAUUACCGGUCAGCGUUCCGUCUCCGUCUUGAAGGCCAAGGGCAUAUUCCAACAACCAAACCUGUCUCAUACACCGCUGAAAGUGAAUCAGGCCGGCGGAUACAGAGCAGAGAGGAAGAGAUCAACACAACAGGCAAAUGUUUUUGUUUUUUUCAUUCUUGCUUUUUGGUCAAUGUGUAAGUUAUGGCCCGUAGGUUUUGUCUUUUUGUCCUUUGUCUUUGUUUUGCUUGUCUCACCCUGUUUACAUUUAUUUUUUUAAAUCUAGUAAUGUGUUGGCAACGUUGCAUCCUCAGAAUGAAUUGAAGGUGUUUAGAAAGUAACCAAUCUUACGGUGGCAUAAUCUUUUUACAUUCAGGUUCUGCGGACAUGGACAGCAUCGCUCCGGCCAACUUUCAGACGUGGAAAGGGACAAUUCUGCUCUCCAAACAAACACCAAAUAUCGGUGUUUUGGUGAAUGACAUUCAGCAACAAAUUGCUUAUAAUGGCGGUAACAUUUCUAUUGCUCACGGAGAUGUCUUUAUUUGGGGAACUGCUUUUCAAUCCCUAACAUUUCACCGUUUUGUCGAUUACAUGUAUGCCACUACUACGUUAGGACUUUAUUACCCUGAAGCUUAUUUUGUGGUCAUCACACCUUGCCCACAUUUCUAGACAGAAGAAGCUGCGUGUGAAAGAGCAAAUAACACGAUGUCAGUGCCGACUCCGGAAUAGAAGCAAUGUUCGUAUAAACACGGUCCGGUAAACGGACUGGUAAAUGUUUGUGUUCCGACUUCUGACAGUGAAGAGCUUUUGAAACACCAGGGGCAGAUAGACAACUGCCAGGUGUGGUUUUCUUGGGCACCGUUCCACAACAGGCGGCAUUAUGUAAAACAGCAUGGACUUUCGCUUACUUCAAUAAAGAAAUGUACUUGUACUUAAAUGACUUGCAGUGUUGCAUUGAUCCAUCAGU
Messenger RNA from Branchiostoma floridae (Florida lancelet), 4107 nucleotides. RefSeq lists its product as uncharacterized. Bases 2125 to 3138 code for a protein of 337 amino acids. The transcript has 2 exons. NCBI's taxonomy places the organism in Eukaryota, Metazoa, Chordata, Leptocardii, Amphioxiformes, Branchiostomatidae. Gene Ontology annotation, molecular function: protein binding. The record is from RefSeq and is a predicted model, not a curated record.